Coregonus clupeaformis (lake whitefish) is the source of this 1552-nucleotide messenger RNA. Its product is annotated as transcription factor 23. The record is from RefSeq and is a predicted model, not a curated record. Lineage: Eukaryota; Metazoa; Chordata; Actinopteri; Salmoniformes; Salmonidae. The transcript is spliced from 3 exons. Gene Ontology annotation, molecular function: DNA-binding transcription factor activity, RNA polymerase II-specific; RNA polymerase II transcription regulatory region sequence-specific DNA binding; protein dimerization activity. The coding region runs from base 544 to 930 and encodes 128 amino acids. Gene Ontology annotation, biological process: developmental process; regulation of transcription by RNA polymerase II.
UACCCCAAAAUUGUAUGAUGAUGGUAUCAAGUGCAGUACCAUCCUCCUAGUUCUCCAUCAUGGCAGGGAGACCAGAGGUUCCUCCAGCUGCUGCCAGGCCCUGGUGUUUCCCAAGCCCUGCGUCCUGCCCUGGGACACCCCACCACUCUGAGGCUGCUCCCCUUGGCAGAGCACACCCGGGGGAGGUGUGGGUGGGGGAGAUGAGGGCCGCUUGAAGAUCCCCACAUGACCUCACCAGAUAAGGCAAGGGGAGGGAAAGAGAGACGGAGAAAGAGAGUAAUGGUUGGAGAGGGAGGACAUAGGACCACGAUGCGCAGCGGAGAAGCUGUGACUGGAGAUUGUUAGAGGGGCUGGGGAACUGCGGUCAGAAGCGGGCGAGCUCUGGGUCUCUGUUGGUCUUCAGUAGGGUGUCUGGAGCUGGUUGGUCUUCAGUUAGGUGGACAGUCUGAGGGCACCGCAGCCUGGACACAGACAGUCCAUACGUAGGGAUCCUAAGAAGUGGGUGAGGUCUGGGUGUGUGACGGGGUGCAGCCCAGCAGGGCUAUGAAGUCCCAGCACUCCCCAGAGAACGCGGCCAGGGAGAGGAGCCGUGUGCGUAACCUCCGCCAGGCUUUCCACAGCCUGCAGGCAGCCCUGCCCUCUGUCCCCCGUGACACCAAGCUCUCCAAGCUGGACGUCCUGGUCCUGGCCACUGAUUACAUCGCCCACCUUACUGAGACCCUGGACCAGGGCGGGGCUCUCUCUGAACUCACACUGCCCCCCAGGGCAGGGGGAUACCUCCACCCAGUCAAGAAGUGGCCGAUGCGCUCCUUGCUGUACUGUGGGAGUGUGGGAGAACUGCUGUCAGCCAAUCAGACGCCAGCGUCAGGGGAGGAGGAGACACAUCCACUGACCCCUACCCCAGAGGUCGACAUGGACCGAUCCGUUUAGGACUAGGAGCGGUGAAAUACAAUAUAUCCAACUGUGAUGCUUAUGAAACUGCAGCGAAUGGCAAUGUAAUGUAUGUGCUAAACACGGAAACACCUACAAUGAUGUCAAGAUAAAAAUCAAAUACACCAAAAUCAAAGGAUCGCUUUGAUUAGCACAUGAAAUCACUCUUAUUACAGAAGCAUAAAACAUAAAUCACUACUUUGGAGAAAAGUGUGUGAAAUAUUUGUUAGGGACAGAUCUACAUUUACUGGGGAGAGGGGCUGGUCCAACUCAAGGUGUCAUAAAAAAAUAAAUGCACCCCCCCUCCCAAACGUACAAAAUAUUUUCACAUGACCCUCCCCUUGUACUGUAAAAUUAAUUGAACACCCUCCCCCCUCGUAGAAUUAACUCUAAAUGAUUAUUACGACCACAAAUAACAAUAACUGUAGCUACCCUGUGUUUAUAAACAUAGAUAUUGCCACUUUAGCAUGCUUUUGUGGCACAGUCGAUGCCACGUGGGACUAUGGGCCAGAAGGUUGAGGUUUCACUGACCACCACAGACGAGCUCAUUCUCCCUGCCUGUUUCAUUACACUAUGAUCAGAGCCGGCUGCAGACAAUGAUCAGCUAGGGGGAAAUCAGAUU